Molecule: messenger RNA, 1818 nt
Organism: Lycium ferocissimum
Lineage: Eukaryota; Viridiplantae; Streptophyta; Magnoliopsida; Solanales; Solanaceae
Exons: 3
Coding region: 1-1818 (605 amino acids)
Biological process (GO): DNA integration
Molecular function (GO): zinc ion binding; nucleic acid binding
Source: RefSeq, a predicted model, not a curated record
AUGGCCAUGUGUGUUCAAGAGGAGGGUCGAUUGCUGCUGGAAACAGGAGAAAGUGUAUUCAUGGCUACUCAAGGAAAUAAGACCUAUCAAGCUAAUAGGAAGUGGAAAGGAAAAGCACCACUCGACCCUAAACCUGAUAUCAAGAAAGAAUCCAAGUGUCACUUUUGUAGAAAGAAGGGGCACAUAAAGAAUGAUUGUAUCAAGUAUCAGAAAUGGAUUGAAAAGAAAGCACGUGGUGGACUGAUUCUGCUUCUACAAGCCAUAUUUGAGCGAAGCAUCUAUUCUGGAAACAAGAUGCAGUCGCGUGUGGAAGCUAUUGGGACAUGCACUUUAGUUCUUAGCAGUGGUUUCAUUUUAGAGUUAGAAAAGACCUUUUACAUAUCUAACUUUUGUAGAAAUUUAAUUUCAGUUUCAAGACUUAUGCCCUUGGGAUAUUCCUUCUUUCUAGAAGGUUAUUCUAAUCUAUUUUAUAAAUCUAAACUUGUUGGAAAUGGUACAUUGUUUGAGGGUCUUUUCUCUCUUAAUUUACAAAAUGAUUCCACCCCUAUUGUUAUGCAUGUCCAAGCUGGUACUAAAUGUUGUGUUAUGAAUGAAGAUUCCUCCAUUUUAUGGCAUCGGAGAUUAGGACAUAUCUCCAUAGAUAGAAUCAAGAGAUUAGUAAAUGAUGGAGUACUUAGUACAUUAGAUUUUACUGAUUUCGAUACUUGUGUUAACUGCAUUAAAGGCAAGCAGACCAACAAGUCAAAGAAAGGUGCCAAGAGGAGUUCAACCAUAUUAGAAAUCAUAAAUUCAGAUAUAUGUUGUCCAAAUAUGGACGCAUAUGGUCAGAAAUACUUUAUCACCUUUAUAGAUGCUUACUUACGAUACAUGUAUCUCUAUAUGCUUCAUAAUAAAAGUGAAGUAUUAGAAGCCUUUAAAGUUUUCAAGGCUGAAGUAGAGAAACAAUGCGGAAAGCAAAUUAAGAUUGUGAGAACUGAUAGAGGUGGUGAGUACUAUGGUAGAUACACUGAGCAUGGACAAGCCCAAGGUCCGUUUGCAAAGUUUCUUCAAGAAAAUGGGAUUUUUGCCCAACACACUAUGCCUGGUUCUCCAGAUCAAAAUGGUGUGGCAGAAAGAAGAAACCGAACAUUAUUGGACAUGGUGCAUAGUAUGCUAAGUAGCUCUAAGCUACCUAAGUCAUUGUGGAUUGAUGCUCUUAAGACGACAGUGUCUAAAGGAUACAGAUUCUAUUGUCCAUCCAACAACACUAGGAUUGUGGAAUCAAGAAAUGCAAAAUUUCUUGAGAAUGACUUGAUUAGUGGGAGUGAUCACUUUCAGAAUACAAAUUCUGUAAGAGAUCAACCUUCUACUUCAAGAGAAAGAUUAGUUAUCAUUUAUAACACCCCUCAAGUACAACCGGGUGUUGAGCAAAUAAUCAAUGAGAUUCCACAAGCUGCUGAAAAUAUUCCAGCAGAUCAAGUUGUUCAAGAAAUUCCAAAAAUUAUUGAACAACAUAUUCCUCAGGAAAAUGUUGACACAACAUUAAGGAGAUCUACUAGAGAAAGAAAAUCAGCAAUUCCUAGUGACUAUGUUGUGUAUCUGCAAGAAUCUAACAUUGGAGUUGAAAAUGAUCCUGAGUCUUUUUCACAAGCAAUGAGUUGUAAAGAGUCAGAAUUUUGGUACAAUGCCAUGAAAGAAGAGAUAAAUUCCAUGAAAAGUAACGAAGUUUGGGAUCUUGUCAAGUUGCCUAAUGGUGUAAAAGCCAUUGGAUGCAAAGAAAGUCUUAAGAUAUCUUCAAGGGACAAAAGACUACAUGCUUAUGUACAAACGAUCAGAUGA